UCCGUGCGAUAGUCAGCAUGUUGUUCAUACCUGCUCAUCAUAACCUAACAUAACAUGGCGCAGACGGUAUUGUGUGUAGUGCGUAAUUAAAACACUAUAUAAAAUUAAAAUUAAAUGGCAGAGUACGAAAAACCGGAAAAACUAAAUCUAAACGGUAAUGUCGAAUCAAACUUUGAAUUGUUUCGUCAAGAAGUCGACAUUUACUUCACGGCCAAUGAAACGUACAAAAAAUCGAAAGAAAUUCAAGUUGCCAGACUUUUAAAUAUAAUGGGAGCUGAAGCUAGGAAGAUUUACUUCCAAAUAAAAGACUCCAUAGAAGAACAAACAGUAAGUGCGAUAUUGGAUGCUCUAAAAUCACGGUGUAUACCAAAAAGGAAUUUGGUUAUGUCGCAAUUCAAAUUCUUCCAACGGAAACAAGUCACAGCGGAACCAUUUGACAAAUUUUACACGGAUCUCAAGGAACUGGUAAAAAAUUGCGAGUUCAAAGAUGCAGAGAAUCAAUUAAUGUGCACUCAAAUAGUUUUGGGAAUACAAAACAAAGAAACACAACAAAAACUUUUGGAGAAUAAUAUGGAUUUGGAGAAAACUGUUCAAUUUUGUCAAUCAAUCGAGUUAUCGGAAAAAAGCAGACAAGAAAUUGAAACAACAACAGUAACAGCCAAUGGGAACAUGUCAGUAUACAGAGUGAAAUCAAACUAUCAAUGGCAACAAAACAACGGUAAAGGUAAACAAUUUAGUAGAAAUAACAGAGAUUAUGUAAAUUUUAAUAGUAAUAUUAAUUAUAAAAAUAAAAGCAAUGUCAAAUAUUUAUGUAAAAAAUGUAAUCGUGAACAUGGGCCAAAAAAUUGUCCUGCUUAUGGUAAAAAGUGCAAUAAGUGCUCAAAAAUUAAUCAUUUUUCAGUAGGGUGUAAAAAUAAAAAGGGUAAUGUGAGAGUAAUGGAUUUAAUAGAAACAGAAAAUUUAGAUAAAGUACAAGAAAUGAGUAGUGAAGAAGAGUACUUAACUGUAAAUAGUAUUAAUAAAGACAGGGUAAAAAAUAAAAUCGAUGACAAAAAGUGGUUACAAGUAAUAAAAAUUAAUAAUCUUAAUGUUGAAGUGAGGUUGGACACAGGUGCGGAGGUAAGCAUAUUACCGUAUAAUAUGUAUAACAAAUUAAAUCCAAAGCCUAUAAUAAACAAAUGUAAUAUUAAAAUAGAAACGUUUGGAGGUUUUUUAAUAAAACCAUUGGGAACAGUAUGGGUAGAGUGUCAGAUUAAGAAUGGAAAAACAGUAAAAGGAAAUUUUAUAGUUGUUAAUGAUAUAAUAAUUCACGAUGAGCGAGAAAAGAAAAUUGAGACUAUUUUAGGUUCAGAAAUGUGUGAAAAAUUAGAAUUGGUUAAAAGAAUAACAUUGAUAAACAAAGAAAAUAAAUUUAUGGAAAAGAAUAAAGAUGUAUUUUCGGGGUUAGGUUUAUUCCCUGAAAAAUUUAUUUAUUUUGAUGACAUCUUGAUAAGUGCGAAUACAAAAGAGGAGCAUGACGCUAUACUAGAACAGGUUAUACAAGUAGCGAGAGAAAAUAAUAUUAAAUUUAAUAAAGAAAAAAUACAGUAUGAAAUGAAUGAAGUAAAGUUCUUAGGAUUUUUAUUUAAUGAAAGUGGAAUGAGGCCUGAUCCAAGUAGAGUGGAAGCAAUUAAUGAUUUGAAAGAUCCAACAAAUAAAACUGAAUUACAGAAAAUAUUAGGAAUGAUAAAUUAUUUGAGAGAUUUUAUUCCGAAUAUGUCACAAAUAACGUCAGCUUUAAGAGAAUUACUAAAAAAAGAUAGAAUUUGGUGCUGGAAUGAAAAACAUUCGGAUGUGCUUAAAGAAGUGAAAAGGUUAAUGUGUAACGCAGUAACUUUAGUUAACUUUGAUCCUAAUGAAAAAAUAGAGAUACAGUGUGAUGCUUCACAAGAUGCGAUAGGAUCAUGCUUACUGCAAAAUAAAAAACCGGUAUGUUUCUUGUCCAGAUCGUUAACAGAAACAGAGAAAGGUAAUUUCAAAGAUAUAGAUAUAACCUAA
This is a messenger RNA of Adelges cooleyi (spruce gall adelgid), 2037 nucleotides long. RefSeq lists its product as uncharacterized. Bases 115 to 2037 code for a protein of 640 amino acids. NCBI's taxonomy places the organism in Eukaryota, Metazoa, Arthropoda, Insecta, Hemiptera, Adelgidae. The transcript is spliced from 3 exons. The record is from RefSeq and is a predicted model, not a curated record.